Messenger RNA from Carica papaya (papaya), 553 nucleotides. Lineage: Eukaryota; Viridiplantae; Streptophyta; Magnoliopsida; Brassicales; Caricaceae. The record is from RefSeq and is a predicted model, not a curated record.
GAAAGAUUCUUUUAUAAAUGGGCAGGGACUGGUGGCAAUGUUGGUAAAACCAUAUAUUCGAUUGGCCCUCGGCUCAAAGCAUUUUCUGAUUGGCUUCUGAAGACUAUGGUGGCAGGAAAUUUAGAAGUCAUUUUCCCAGCUGCUACUCGAGAGUAUGCUCCAUUGGUUGAGGAGCUGUGGAAGGAUGCGGCAAUUCAGGAAACUUACAAUCGGAGAAGUGAAGUAGAAAUGCUACCUAGUGUUGCAAAUUACUUUUUGGAGCGGGCUGUUGAUGUAUUAGGAACAGACUAUGAACCCUCAAAUUUGGAUAUUCUAUAUGCUGAAGGUGUUACUUCAUCAAAUGGACUUGCCUGUAUGGAUUUCUCGUUUCCCCCAUCUGCGGCUGAUGAUAACAAUGACUCUGCUGAUCAGCUUGACUCUCUGCUUAGGUAUCAACUAAUUAGAGUGCCUGCAAGGGCCUUGGAGAAACUGCAAAUGGGCUAGAGAUGUUUGAAGAUGUUGGAAUGGUUAUUUUUCUGUGUUUCCCUGAAUGAUUUUGACCAAUUUUCUGCUG